UGUUCCUAAGUUCUCUCUUCUCAAGUUCAAAACCAACAAAAUUCCCAGUCAAACAACAAAGAAAAUCAAUAUUUGCGGUGGAAAUCGGGAUGACCCUUGCAUGGUGGUGCUGCUGCUGACGCCGGUGACCAAGAUCAUGGGUUAGAGAGAGAGAGAGAGUGUUCUGAGAGAGAACUCAGAGAAGAUAGAAAAGAAAGAAGAGAAACGGUGUUUGAUCUGUUAGGGACAAAAUUGUCUUUUGAAGACUAAAAUGGUGGGUUUUGGUAUUAUCAAAAACCUCAGAAUUUGAUAGUGAGGAGGAUAGAUAGGAUGAUAGUAGGUGCUCGUACCCCGCUUAAAAGAUGGCAGCAGGCUGCUGUUGCAGUUGGCUCGGCAGUAGGUGCAUUGCUGAAUCCACGAAGAGCAGAUCUAAUAGCAGCCCUUGGGGAGACUACUGGAAAGCCUUCUUUUGAAAGAGUUCUCGAGAGGAUGAAGAGGAGCCCAGAAGGCAGAGCUGUUUUGUUGGAGCGACCACGUGUGAUAUCUACAGAAGUGGGGCAUGCUUGGGACCUACCACCGAACACAUUUGGUGCUGCCUAUGCAAACUUCAUGGGAUCAAGAAAUUUUUCUCCCGAUGACAGACCACCGGUGCGAUUCAUGGACACAGAUGAACUGGCAUAUGUAGCCAUGCGGGCUCGUGAGGUGCAUGAUUUCUGGCACACCCUUUUUGAUCUCCCUACCAACUUAAUUGGUGAGUCAGCACUCAAGGUGAUAGAGUUUGAGCAAAUGUACCUUCCCAUGUGCAUGCUGUCUGUUGUAGGGGGCACUGCAAGAUUCAAUGAGAAGCAAAGGAAAUUGUUUUUCCAGCACUACUUUCCAUGGGCUCUCCGGGCCGGCCUGCAGUGUACAGAUCUCAUGUGUAUAUAUUAUGAACAGCAUUUUCAUGAGGAUUUGGAGGAUGUUCGGAGGAAAUGGGGGAUACUUCCUGCUCCUGUUCCUCCUACAUAAGACGCAAUCUGAACAACAGCAACUGCACCUAGUUUGGUGGAUAGUUGCUUUGCUGGAUUUUGAGUUUUAUACUACUUCUACUUGUACCAACAGCAACUUAUGCAGAAACGCACCAUGAAACAAACAUAUAUAAUCUGCAUUUUUUUUAUUAGUGAGGCAGACCCUGACCAGAUGUUUAGUAAGACGGAAUAAAACUUUCUGCAUUAGUCAUGCAAAUAAACCAUUUUGAAAGA
Quercus lobata is the source of this 1220-nucleotide messenger RNA. RefSeq names its product coenzyme Q biosynthesis Coq4 family protein / ubiquinone biosynthesis Coq4 family protein. Gene Ontology annotation, biological process: ubiquinone biosynthetic process. Gene Ontology annotation, cellular component: mitochondrial inner membrane. NCBI's taxonomy places the organism in Eukaryota, Viridiplantae, Streptophyta, Magnoliopsida, Fagales, Fagaceae. The coding region runs from base 310 to 987 and encodes 225 amino acids. The record is from RefSeq and is a predicted model, not a curated record. The transcript has 3 exons.